AUGGCCGACAGCGAGCACGCACGCAUCGCUCAGUGGCAGGGCAGCCUGCUGCCGAACAUAGUCGACCGGCUGGCGCGCGACCUGCCCGAUGCCGUAUACGCGGAGUGGCCGGUGCUGCCGGCGUCGUACGAGGCCGGUUUCCGCCGCGUCACGUACGCCGAGCUGGCCAACGUUGUCAACGGGCUUGCCUGGUGGCUCAUCGACCAGCUCGGCCACCCCAGCCAGACCGGCGAGGUGCUGGCGUUCAUAGGCCCCAACGAUGUGCGGCUCACGGCGCUGAUCCUCGCCGCCGUGAAGACGGGCUAUGUGAUCUUCUUCACCUCGCCGCGCAACAGCCCCGCGGCGCACCAGUCGCUCUUCGACCGUCUCCGGUGUCGUGUCCUGCUGACUCCGGACCCGGUGCCGGCGCCCGCCGAGCCCGUGCUGGAAGCCGUCGUCGAGCUGCGCAGGCUGGCCAUUCCACCCGCGGACGAGCUCCUCAGCAGGAAAUACCCCCACUAUGGCUAUAGCAAGCCGUUUGAGGAGGCCCGGUGGGAUCCCCUCUUCAUCAUACACACGUCGGGGUCCACCGGCAUGCCGAAGCCCCUUAUCUGGACCCAGGAGUCCGGCGUACGCCAGCACAACGGCAGUGCCCUUGCUCCCCCAGAAGGCGUACCGUCCUUGUACGGCCUGUACCUUGGCAAGCGCGUAAUGAACACGCUGCCGCCCUUUCAUGGAGCCGGAUUGGGCCAGUACUUGUUCUUUGGCAUUCCGUUCGGGAACGUCAUGAUCUCGCCCGCCACGGCCACCAUCGCGACGGCCCAGGGGGUUGUCGAGGCGCUGAAGCGGUCGCCGGCCGACAUCGCGCUGCUGCCCCCCUCAGUUGUAGCCGAACUGGCGCAGCAUCCUGAUCUCCUCGAGUACUGCGCCGAGCACCUCGAGCUGAUCGUCUACAUCGGGGGCGAUCUGCCUGAGGCCCUCGGUGACCGAGUCGCCGCCAAAGUGCCGCUGCGCUGCCAAUGGGGCGCAUCCGAGGUCGGCGUUCCCGACCAGCUGCUGCCGGCCGAGCUCUCCGGGCGCUCCGACUGGCACUAUGUCCGCUUCCAUCCGGACGCCGGCAUUGUCUUCGACGAAGUCGCCGACGGCAUGUACGAGCUCGUCGUGCGGCGGGACGAGGCGCUGGCCGACACGCAGCUGCCCUUCAGCAUCCGCGGCCUGGACCGGCUGGAGAAGGAGUACCGCACGCGGGAUCUGUUCGAGCCGCACCCGACGGUGGCCGACGCAUGGUGCUGGCGGGCUCGCGCCGACGACGUCAUCGUCUUCCUCAACGGCGAGAAGACCAACCCGGUCUCGAUGGAGCAUUACAUUGUGGCCCACGCGCCCGAGCUGAGCGGCGCCCUGGUCCUGGGAGCCCAGAGGUUCCAGGCCGCCCUGCUCAUCGAGCCUGCCGACGCCGACCUCACGCGGACGACAGCCGAGCAGGCCGCCCUGGUCGAGCGCAUCUGGCCCGUCGUGGAAGAAGCCAACCGUGCAGCCCCUGCGCAUGCCCGCGUCGAGAAGCCGCUGGUUCUCGUGACCACACCAGACCGCCCGCUCAUCCGCACUCCCAAGGGCACCAUCCAGCGGGCUACCAGCAUCGCCCAGUAUUCCGCCGAGAUCGACCGCCUGUAUGCGGAUGCCGAUGUUAUCCUGGACGAUGACGAUGACAUAGUAGCCUCCGGCCCGAGGCUCGAUCCCUCCAACACAAACGCCGUAGCACAGUUUGUCCGCGAGAGCGUUGGUGCCGUCACCGGCUGGCACGACGUCGACGACUCGGUCAACUUCUUCGAGCGCGGCAUGGACUCGCUGCAGGUGCUUCAGCUCACCCGUACCCUACGCCGCGGUCUGUACCGUUCCGACCUCGGCAUCUCGACUGUCUACCAGCAUCCCACCGUCCCCCAGCUAACCGCCGCCGUUAUAUCACGGAGGGGCAACGGCGCGCGGAUGGAGGAUCCAGAUAGGGAGAUCAUGGAACCGCUGCUGUCCACGUACCGCGGCCUCAUCCACCAGAUUCCGAAAACAACGACCAAGUUGUCGUCCCUCGGAGACGCCAACAGCAGUACACGACCGCUCCCGGAACCGGUCGACGUCGUCCUGACGGGCUCGACCGGUGCGCUCGGCACGCUACUCCUGCACGCGCUGCUCCGCCGCCCCGAGGUCGGCCACGUGUUCUGCUUGAACCGCAGCGCCGACGGCGGGCGCGCCGCGCAGGCCAAGCGUUUCGCCGCGGCAGGCAUCGCGGCCGACCGCAUCAGCUUCCUGCACGCCGACCUCGCGCGGCCGUCCCUGGGUCUCGACGACGCGACGUACGCCUCGAUCCGCGCGCGCGCCGCCCUCGUCAUCCACAACGCCUGGCCCGUCAACUUCAACCUCGCGCUGCCGGCCUUCCGGCCCCAGCUCGCCGGCCUGGUGAACCUGUUCGCGCUCGCCGCCGCCGCCAACCAUCCCAUGCGCAUCGUCUUCAUCUCGUCUGUCGGCGCGGUGGCCGCCCACCGCGCCGGCCCCGCGGGAGAAGCCAUCCUCGAGUUGCUCGACACGCCGUUCCCGAACGGGUACUCACGCAGCAAGUUCCUCGCGGAGCAGUUGUGUGAUGCCGCGGCGCGCCACCUCGGCCAGCCGGUGUCGGUCCUGCGCGUCGGGCAGAUUGCCGGCUCGGUGCGUAGCGGUGGCGCCGGCGCCGGCAUGCAGUGGAACCGCGCCGAGUGGCUGCCCAGCCUAGUCCUCACCUCGCUGCGCCACCUGCGCUGCCUGCCGGACAGCCUCGGCCCGGCUUUCUCCAACGUCGACUGGCUUCCGGCGGAUCUGCUGGCCGAGGCGGUCUGUGACCUCGCGUUCGCGGCUGACCUCCCCCAGGAGGAAGAAGGAGGAGGAGGAGAAGACCAGCCCGGCGCCGGCGCCGGCGUCUUCCACCUGCGGAACCCGCAUACCACGCCGUGGCGCACGCUGCUGCCGGCCAUUGUCGACGUGGCGUUGAAGCACGGGGCACCGCGACCGGACAUCGUGCCGCCGGCGGUCUGGCUGGCCCGUCUGCACGAGAGCGAGAGCAGCGAUGGCGUGUCCAAUCCGGCCGUCAAGUUGAUCGACUUCUACCGCCACGGACUGUGGGCGCCCCGCGAUGCCGGCGGAGGCGACGACCCGUCCGCUAAGCUUGCUAAUAAUAACAAUGCUGCCUCGCCCGUCGUCAUGUUGUCGGUCGGGCGAGCGCUGGCCGCCAGCUCGACCCUGCGCAACAUGCCGCCAGUUGGUCCGGAGUGGAUGCGUAAGUGGGUGAAUGAAUGGAUUGCGGCUGAGAAGUAA
Molecule: messenger RNA, 3315 nt
Organism: Chaetomium strumarium
Lineage: Eukaryota; Fungi; Ascomycota; Sordariomycetes; Sordariales; Chaetomiaceae
Exons: 3
Coding region: 1-3315 (1104 amino acids)
Molecular function (GO): phosphopantetheine binding
Source: RefSeq, a predicted model, not a curated record